Molecule: messenger RNA, 972 nt
Organism: Sinocyclocheilus anshuiensis
Lineage: Eukaryota; Metazoa; Chordata; Actinopteri; Cypriniformes; Cyprinidae
Gene: aanat1
Product: arylalkylamine N-acetyltransferase 1
Exons: 3
Coding region: 81-734 (217 amino acids)
Biological process (GO): response to light stimulus; circadian rhythm
Cellular component (GO): cytoplasm
Molecular function (GO): aralkylamine N-acetyltransferase activity
Source: RefSeq, a predicted model, not a curated record
GUGCGUCUCUCCGUGAUUCACUUUCGACACAGCUAUUGGAAAUCAAACACGUGUGAAGGACAUUUGAAUAUUAGUAAUUCAUGUAUUUAAAUCACCAAAGAGAAUUUAAAACAGCGAAAAUGUCAGAAGUUAUCGCACUGCCUUUCCUGAAGCCCAUCCACAUGAGAGCUCCGAUCUCCCCCGGCCGCCAGCGCCGGCACACGCUCCCCGCCAGCGAGUUCCGCUCGCUCAACACUGAGGACGCCAUCAGUGUAUUCGAAAUAGAGAGAGAGGCUUUUAUAUCUGUGUCUGGGGAAUGUCCUCUUCACCUGGAUGAGGUCCGGCACUUCCUAACCCUCUGUCCUGAGUUUUCUUUGGGCUGGUUUGAACAGGGGAGGCUUGUCGCUUUUAUCAUUGGAUCGCUCUGGGACCAGGACCGUCUAACCACUGAUGCAUUAACCCUUCAUAAGCCUCAUGGGACUACUGUCCACAUCCAUGUGCUGGGAGUCCACCGGACCUUCCGCCAGCAGGGAAAAGGAUCUAUCUUGCUGUGGCGUUACCUGCAGUAUCUGCGCUGUCUACCAUAUGUCCGCCGCGCCGUGCUCAUGUGUGAGGACUUCCUGGUGCCUUUCUACCAGAAGUCUGGCUUUAAGGGGCAAGGUCCUUCUGAAAUCACCGUAGGGCCACUUACCUUCAUCGAGAUGUAUUAUCCUAUAAGGGGACAUGCAUUCAUGCGCCGUAACAGUGGCUGUUAAGGGAUCACUAGUCAUGUAGCUCUUUGGACCUUCAAAAGAAGCAGUGGCUGUGUUGAAGCAGCUUUUGGUUUUGGUCUAGAUAUCUUGUGGUGUAGUGCUGUUUGCGUCUACUUUUGUAAGCCUUGGUGAGCAUAGCAAAAAAAAAUGUUAGAUGUCAAAAAUGUUUGGACAGAGCAAACUGUAUCCCACUCUCUUAUCUAAAAGUGAUGGCUAAAACUAUAUUUUUUCUUAUAUAUAU